CACUUUGUUUUUGCAUGGAGGACAGGGGUGUAUUCAUUAUGGAAACCGUUUAUCGUUUAAUAACCAAACGGAAGCAAACAGAGUAAAACGAGAGUUUCUUUUCAACAAAUUCGGGUACGUCCCUCCCCGUUUGCUUUCGUUUAAGAAACGUUUUGCAACCGAAUCGGCGUAAUGAAUACGCUCCAGUGUUAUCAAUGGAAAAUGGCGACCCGAGUCCUUCAGAGAUUUGGCAAUGGCCUGAAUCAGGCUAAAAACACGGCCCAGUCGACAGGACAGAUCUUCGUUUUAAGCAGGGGCUUGUCGGCAUCAAACCAUAGGAAUCGUGAAGAUAGCUGGUUCAAGUCACUAUUUGUGCGUAAAGUUGAUCCCAGAAAGGAUGCCCACUCCCACUUGCUUACCAAGAAUGAGGAAAGCAACCUCUACAAAAUCCAGUUCCAUAAUGUGAAACCAGAGUGCCUGGAUGCCUACAACCAGCUUUGUGAGGAGACCCUGCCAUCUAUCCAUAAUGAUAAGUACUAUCCCUGUGAGCUGGUGGGUACCUGGAACACCUGGUAUGGAGAGCAGGACCAGGCUGUCCAUAUGUGGCGGUAUAGAGGAGGUUACCCAGCUCUGACCGAGGUCAUGAGCAAACUCAGGCAGAACAAGGAGUUCAUGAAGUACCGGGAGGAGAGAGGAAAGAUGCUGUUGUCUCGUAGGAACCAACUGCUCCUGGAGUUCAGCUUCUGGAAUGAGCCCAUCCCCAGGAAGGGACCCAACAUCUACGAGCUCAGGUCCUACCAGCUCCGACCUGGCACCAUGAUUGAGUGGGGUAAUUACUGGGCCAGAGCUAUUGGCUACCGCCAGCACAACAGUGAGGCUGUGGGAGGGUUCUUCUCCCAAAUCGGAAACCUCUACAUGGUGCACCACCUCUGGGCUUACAAAGACCUUGAGGCCAGAGAAGCCACAAGGAACGCAGCUUGGCAACAUGAGGGUUGGGAUGAGGUUGUGUAUUAUACAGUUCCUCUCAUUCAGCACAUGGACUCUAGAAUCAUGAUCCCGAUGAAGGCUUCCCCACUGCAGUAACCUAUGAGAGAACAAAGAAGGCCGAACGCCAAGCCUCGCCGGCUUUUAAAUGUAACAAAAAGUCAAAAAUCUCACUGCCGUGGUCUCAACCUCUUCAUUAUUGUUGCCAACUAACUACCCCUUUGGUUUGUCUUUUACUUGACCCAUUUCUGACUUUGUACCAGCAAACAAUAUUUGGUACUUUAAAAACAUCACUGAGACACAGGAGGUUAAAGUAUCAUUGUAUCCCAUAUUGAGUCUGUGGGCUAAAACACUCUUUCCAUAAUUGGAAGAUCUGUAAGGCAAUGGCACAAGAGCUCACAACUGCUUUUUUGUUUUUGGGAGACAUGAUGGGAAAAAUUAGAAUAUUGAAACCUCCUGAUAGUGGUUGGG
Molecule: messenger RNA, 1434 nt
Organism: Oncorhynchus gorbuscha (pink salmon)
Lineage: Eukaryota; Metazoa; Chordata; Actinopteri; Salmoniformes; Salmonidae
Product: protein NipSnap homolog 2-like
Exons: 10
Coding region: 172-1062 (296 amino acids)
Cellular component (GO): mitochondrion
Source: RefSeq, a predicted model, not a curated record